AUGGUCCUAGGACUUCUCACUGCUAUAGCGGCUUGUCCUGCGAUCGUUGGUACUACUGAAGCGGUCCGCCAAGGGCAAAGAACAAAUGCGAAAGAAAAACACAGAGAGAGCCAACGUAACAAACCUGUGCUGUUCGCUAAUGCAGUUGAUAACCAGCUAAACAUUGCCUUGCCUACGGCUGAGGGUCGGACCGAUCUAUCACAGCAUCCAUUCGCAGGAUAUUUCCUUCCCUAUCCUGAGCGAAACUGGGGUCGCAAGGGAGAAGGCAUGGUCUCUACGAUCUGCGAUGAGCCUCCACAACUAAAUUGGAUAUACGUGGACGAAGAAACUUAUGAAGUGAAAUACGGCUUGCGAACAGACUCGGAAGACCAUCUUGUUGGGCCAUGGGACUGCACUCCAAUCGAGAAGAGAAUUACUUUGGAGGGUUGGGAGGGUUUUAUGGCUGUGGAAGUUGAGGGUUCAUGGGCGCUCUAUUUUGAUCGGGACGACGAUGGCUUGCAAGAAAAGAUAUUUGAAGGGAGGAUUUUAGAAGUUGAACUGACAAGGAAAGAGAGAAGGAAGUGUAAAGAUGAUGAUUAA
This is a messenger RNA of Penicillium waksmanii, 579 nucleotides long. RefSeq lists its product as uncharacterized. The coding region runs from base 1 to 579 and encodes 192 amino acids. The transcript is spliced from 2 exons. The record is from RefSeq and is a predicted model, not a curated record. NCBI's taxonomy places the organism in Eukaryota, Fungi, Ascomycota, Eurotiomycetes, Eurotiales, Aspergillaceae.